AUGGCAGAACGAACACCGGCAGGCGAUAACCCAGUGCCACUUUCUCCAGACGACGCUGCUACGGCCAACAGCGCAGGUUUGACGCCAGUUGCGCCUCAGAGAAUUACCAGGUCGUCUGCCCGUCAAGCUGCCAGCCAGGUGGCCCAGACUUCGGCGGCGCCAAACGCCACGAGACCUCUCUCCGAUUCCGCCAAUCGCUCGACUUCCCCCAACACCCCUCUGCUGCCUCCUCGCAACAAGCGCAAGGCUUCAGUAGGCUCCAAGCCGCCGGCCACCAUAGCACGCCCCAGCUCCUCGGACCGGAGAUCUAAGAGGCAAAAGAUACCCGAAGACACGGCCACCGCUUUGCCUCCCAGUGCAAACACGAAAGCACCGCCUAAGGUUCGGAAAGGAAAGGCUUCUGCUAUAAUGGACGGCUCCAGUAAUCGCCCUGGUCUUAGAGAAGCCACACAUGACCAUUCGCCGUCCAACACUUCGAAUAGACGGGGCAGCCGCAGUAAAAAGUCGACCCAUAGCCCUCCAGACAUUCAGGAUGAGCAUUCCCCCCUCUCUCGACGUUCUAAGCGUCUCGCCGCCGAGGCAGAUGAAGACAUCGUCAUGGGCGGUACCGGUGGCAGCAAAGAUGAUCUUGAGUCAACCCACCAAGCCUCCACAAAGCAAACAAACAACGCCGACGAUAGCGAAGACCCCGACAAUGACGAGGACGCAGAUGAGCACCACGGCGAUGAGGAUGAGGAUGACGACGACGACGAUGACGACGACGAAAACGAUCACGGUGAUGCCUUUGGCGACAACGAUGAUGGUGACCCUUUUGGCGCAUUCGGGGCCGCAGGAUUGUCCAAUACCCUUCGUGCUCUGACAGGAAUGAUGUCGGGCUUAACGGCUCGUUUACGUGAGCUUCUUAACAGCCUUCGUCAAGAUGAUCUCUCCGUCCAGGUCAUUGCUUUGCAAGAGUUAUCUGAGCUUCUAUUGGUCUCGAACGAAGACAACCUCGCUGGACACUUCUCCCCCGAUGCUUUUGUUAGGGAGCUAGUCCAGCUGAUGAACAAGGAAGAAAGUCCAGAGGUAAUGCUCCUUGCUUGCCGCUGUCUAGCCAAUUUGAUGGAAGCUUUGCCUGCCAGCGUGGCAAAUGUUGUGUAUGGGAAUGCCGUGCCAGUGCUGUGCUCUAAGCUUCUAGAGAUUUCGUUUAUCGAUUUGGCUGAGCAAUCACUCAGCACUCUGGAAAAGAUAUCCGUCGAGUAUCCUUCCAGUAUUGUCCGUGAAGGUGGCCUCACAGCCUGUCUAUCAUAUCUCGACUUCUUUGCCACGAGCACUCAGCGAACUGCCGUAACUAUUGCGGCCAAUUGCUGCAGAAAUAUUCCUGACGAUUCCUUCCCGGUCGUUCGAGACGUCAUGCCAAUUCUUCUCAACGUCUUGGGUAGCAACGAUCAGCGCGUUGUUGAGCAAGCUUCGCUCUGUGUUUCCGGCAUUGUCGAGAGUUUCAAACACCAAUCCUCGAAGCUUGAAGAGCUUGUCAGCGUUGAUCUGCUGCGUGCUGUUUUGCGCUUGCUGGUUCCUGGAACGACUAAUCUUAUUGGGUCUAGCAUCCACACCCAGUUCCUGCGCGUCUUGGCUUUUACUGCUCGGGCCAGUCCUCAUCUUUCUGCAGAGCUCUUCAAGCUCCAUGUUGUCGAGACUCUAUACCAAAUUUUGACUGGUGUUUCCCCACCAAGUGGUACAGAGGACGUUGCAUCCAAGCUCGACAGCGUCGUCAUUAUGCAGGCCCUUAUCCACCGGCCGCGCGAACAGAUCAUUGAAACUCUGAAUGUCAUUUGCGAGCUACUUCCUGGGCUCCCCAAGGACGCCGACCCGUUGUAUGGCGAUUUUGUCGAGUUUCAUGGCCCAGUUCCAGAAUCAACCACGGCUGCAGACGACACUCAGCAGUCUCCUGCUGAAAAACGUCUAUCGCUUCUCAACGACUGCAAAGAUGAAGUUAGACGUUUCGCUUUGAUCAUAUUCCCUACCCUGACGGACGUCUUUUCAAGCACAGUCAACUUGAGCGUUCGGCAAAAAGUUCUCCAAGCACAGAUAAAGAUGCUCUCAAACCUUGACGAAAAGAUCCUUGAGGAAUCUCUUGUUCCUGUGCCAUACGCCUCAUUCCUCGCUUCUAUUCUUUCCCAGCAAGAUCACCCCAGUCUCGUCAUGCUUGGCCUGCAGGCUACGGAACUACUUCUCAGUCGUCUCGACAGAAUAUACCGUUACCAGCUUUACAGGGAAGGCGUCAUUCUUGAAAUCGAAAAACUCUCCACCCAGGCUCUCGAGGAGUCAGUCGAUGACCCAGCUAAGAAAAGCAAUGGCGACAAUGGCAGAGAAAGCUUACCCACAUCAGAAGACGAUAACGAUGAAGUAGACGAUGAUGAUCAUGCCAAUGAAGAAGGUGAUGACGACGAAGAAGAGGAAAAUGUUCAGAUUGAGCAGGAACAUGGUGAACCCGAGAUCGCCGAGCCCGAGGAUGAAGAGGAUGACGGCCAGGAUAACCAAGAGCAAGGCGAAAACGCAGGCGCUGAAUCUCCUGUUAGCUCCGGCUCGUCCUCUUCCUCUGAACCAACCGCGCCUCCACGCAGAUAUCUUUCGGAUUCUCGAGCUACAAAGAUCCGCAUCUGCCAGGUUGCAAAGAAGUUCCUAGAAUCUCACGAAAAUCAAAAUCACAGCCGCGAUAUGAAGGCAAAGGCGAGCCUUAUUCUGGAAGGCCUUACGAAGCUGGCUGAUGAUCUAGAGGCUUUCUACUUGCGGCGCACAGCGGCUGAUUUGUCGCCAUCUAGUGGAAAGGCUCUGUUUGCUCGACUAGCGGCCCAGUUCGAUACCGAUGUGCUGGAGAGUGUGACAAGUGCAGAGCUUCUUUCAUCCGGCCUUGUACGAUCUUUGGUAGAAGUAUUGAGCAAUCCCGACGAAGAACUGGGUCGUUCGGCGCAAUCGACCUUCUUGGAAGUUUUCAUGGGCAAGAGUAUGAAGUCCAAGCCGAAGACGGCAACGGCUGAGUCUCCAGCGACGCCAUUCAGCAUGAUGAUCCACAAACUUCAAGACUUGCUCAGUAGGUCAGAGCAUUAUGAAGUUGUCACCGUUCAUCACAACACCUUUGACGGAAACCGCACCAGCCCAGCUUCGAUGCUCGGUAAGCAGAUUCGUCUUCGGCUUGUGGCUGACGAUGACUCAAAUAUUCCUCGUCCGUAUAGAAACAUAAUGGUUUCUAUACAUGCGAUUGCCACAUUCAGGUCACUUGAUGAUUAUCUACGCCCACGCAUCAGUCUUUCUGAGCGCCCACGCGUUGCAAGACGCGAUGGACUGACCCAGGCUCUUGCUGCGAUGGCCGGCCUCCCUCUGGGCGGUCCGCCUGGCUCACGCCUUGCUGAUAGCUCUCCGUUCGCUCCUGGCUCAGUACCUCCCCCUCCUCCUCCUUUGGCCGGGAUGCCACCCGGUGCACCACACCUGCGACGCGCGGUCAGCAGCAAGCCACCGCGCCAUCCCACCACCCCUACAAACGCUGACCAAGGCGGGGGGCCUUCACGCUCUGGAAAGAGUCUGAGAAGAUCUUCUCGUCGCCAGGCGCCGACAUCUGAAGCUCAGUCUCCUGCUAACCCUGCCCCCGAUGACGAGGGUGAGCAAAGCAACCUGGAGUGUGCUGACGAAAAGCAAAUCAGCGACGAUGAUGAAGAUCUCGCAGAUGCUAGCGCUCUGGAUGCGAUUGUUGGUGAGCUUGAGGAUAUGGACGAAGAACCAGAUGCUCCUAACCCCGACGACCCCUCCGCUGUUGACUUUGAGGUUGCCAAAACUGGAGGCGUGACCGCUCGCAAGGAAGACGGUACCAAGGUCGCAACCCCGUCGAGCACUGAUAAGCGUCCCACCGAACCGAAGCAAACUCCGGCAACUUCUACGCCAGCUGGUUCAUCGCGACCUAUGUCUUAUUCUUCGGCUCUGCAAUCUGUUCCACAGGACUGGCACAUUGAGUUCUCCUUGGAUGACAAGGUGAUUUCCAACGAGACAACAAUUUAUCGCGCGGUGUUCAUGUCUGCUAGCAAGGCCGAAGAUCAACACAUUAGCCGCAGUAUAUGGUCUGCCACGCAUCCCAUCAAGUUCAAACGAGUUCCUGGUCCCCCGGGGGCCGAAUCUACUGCCGUUACUGCAAACACUGAGACGGAGUCCGAGUCUCCAGAUGGCAUCCCGGCAUCGCUCGCCAAAAACCCUACCACAGCCUCCAUCCUUCGUCUCCUGAACAUUCUGCAUGAACUCAACGAAAACAUUGAGGACGUUUUAGUUGCAACCGACCAGCAGUCUGUUGGUCUCAACGUUGAGCCGCCUUCCCAGUUUGUCAGCACAAAGUUGACAGCCAAGCUCAACCGCCAGCUGGAAGAGCCGCUCAUUGUGGCCAGCAGAUGUUUGCCCAGCUGGUCUGAGGACUUGGCUCGGCUCUACCCAUUCCUCUUUCCGUUUGAGACGCGUCAUCUCUUCCUUCAGUCUACCUCGUUUGGAUAUGCCCGAUCGAUGGCAAGAUGGCAGAAUGCGCAGGCUGAGGACAACCGCCGAGAUCGCCACAAUGAGCGCCCCUUCCUUGGCCGCCUGCAAAGGCAAAAGGUCCGAAUUUCUCGCCUCAAGAUUCUCGAAUCGGCUCUCAAGGUCAUGGAGCUGUAUGGCGCUUCUCAGAGUAUACUCGAGGUCGAAUAUUUUGAAGAAGUCGGUACCGGUCUAGGACCGACCUUGGAAUUCUACUCUACAGUUUCCAAGGAAUUCGCCAAGAAGAAGUUGCGUCUCUGGCGUGACAUUGAUAACACUGGAUCCGACGAAUUUGUGUCUGGUCCAUCUGGACUCUUCCCUCGACCACUAAGUGCGGAAGAAUUGAGUACACCUAACGGAGAACGUGUUUUGCACUUGUUCAAGAUUCUUGGGAAAUUUAUUGCACGCUCCAUGAUUGAUUCGCGCAUCAUUGACAUCCACUUCAACCCAACCUUUUUCCGCAUCGGUGAUGCUGCUGCAGUAGGUGUGAAGCCAUCUUUGGGCGCCGUCAAGGUCGUCGAUCCCGGCCUUGCAAGAUCGUUGAAGGCAAUCAAGAAGUACUCUAUUGCAAAGAAGGAAAUAGACGAGCAUCCGAGCCGAACGCCGGCGCAAAAGGUCGCUGACACCGAAAACAUCUCCAUCGACGGCGUGCGAUUGGAUGAUUUGUGCCUUGACUUUACCCUUCCUGGCUAUCCUGGCAUUGAGCUAGAACCGAACGGGUCACAGAAGCGUGUCACAAUUGACAAUGUCGACGCUUAUCUGGACAAGGUCAUCGACAUGACACUUGGUUCGGGUGUGCGUGUACAAGUCGAAGCAUUCAAAAUCGGCUUCUCACAGGUAUUCCCGUAUGACGCGUUGAGCGCCUUCACUCCUGCCGAGCUGGUCGCGCUCUAUGGCAAAGUGAAUGAAGACUGGUCACUUGAAACCCUCACCGAUUCCAUCAAGGCCGACCACGGCUACAACAUGGAUAGCCGCAGCGUGAAAAAUCUGUUGCAGGUCAUGAGCGAGUUUGACCUGAGCGAGCGCCGCGAAUUCCUUCAGUUCAUUACGGGAAGCCCGAAGCUUCCUAUUGGGGGUUUCCGCAGCCUCACGCCUAUGUUUACUGUCGUCUGCAAACCAAGCGAGCACCCAUAUACUUCGGACGACUACUUGCCGAGUGUAAUGACCUGCGUCAACUAUCUCAAGCUCCCCGACUAUACCGGCCACGAUACCAUGAGAAAACGGCUGCUCACCGCUAUGAAGGAGGGCCAAGGCGCCUUCCACCUUUCCUAA
Akanthomyces muscarius is the source of this 5799-nucleotide messenger RNA. RefSeq lists its product as uncharacterized. Gene Ontology annotation, cellular component: nuclear speck. The transcript has 5 exons. Gene Ontology annotation, molecular function: ubiquitin protein ligase activity. The coding region runs from base 1 to 5799 and encodes 1932 amino acids. The record is from RefSeq and is a predicted model, not a curated record. Gene Ontology annotation, biological process: proteasome-mediated ubiquitin-dependent protein catabolic process; protein polyubiquitination. Lineage: Eukaryota; Fungi; Ascomycota; Sordariomycetes; Hypocreales; Cordycipitaceae.